This is a messenger RNA of Drosophila gunungcola (fruit fly), 702 nucleotides long. RefSeq lists its product as uncharacterized. NCBI's taxonomy places the organism in Eukaryota, Metazoa, Arthropoda, Insecta, Diptera, Drosophilidae. The record is from RefSeq and is a predicted model, not a curated record. The transcript has 2 exons. The coding region runs from base 142 to 402 and encodes 86 amino acids.
UUUAAACGAAUAAAAUUUGAAUUGUCUUAAACUAUUUUUGCAUAAAAAAACAGUAGGCUUAUCAUUCGUAGUCAACAUCGAAUUGGGUUGAAGUACGUUUUGUUUUCAUUUGUCUUCAAGUUAAAGCAGAGAGUUACAAUAAUGCCGGCACAAAAGCCCCCCGAAAUCAAGUUUCCCAUGCAUAAUGUACACUUCAAGCAAACGCUUGGCAACUUGAAAGUGGCUUGCACUCUUGCCCUGGUAGCCCCACUUCUUCUCUACACUUUCAGAAAUAAUGCACGCAAAAGGAAGUAUAGGAACUUCUACUCCAAAUACGAUCCGCUAGAUGCUUUCGACCGCAUGAUGAGUGGAGGCUACUUGUCUUCCUGUCCUCCGGGAAGUGGUCCCAAAAAGGAUAAAUAGAAGAAAGAUGCCACCACAUAUGUCGCCCUAAAACACCAUACCAGAAAGGAAAUCUGACACGACUCUCAACUCUUGGAAGUUACAUAUCUGAAAACUAAUAGCUUAUAAACCAAAGCCAUUAUUCCAAGCCGGUGCUAUAAUCGGUUGCUUACCAAUAUGGAAUACCAAAUUAUUCAAAUUAACAAGCUUUCCUCAUUCGCGUUCUCCUCAUUAAACAACAGAACUAUUCUUGGAAUUUUAAAUUCUAAUUAAAUUGUCAAACAGAAAAAACUGAUGGUGUUAAUAAAUUAGAGCAAUGCA